AUGCCUUGCCCGUGGUCCUCUCGUCGCUGCUCCCGCCGGGCAGCUGACGACACCACCAUCCCCAAUGCUCUUCCCUCUCCAACCUCUACGCCCGAUGUGGAGGACUGGAAGAAGAUCCGCAGAUUCAAUCUUCGCAUGAUGAGAAAGCAGAUUCGCUGCGUCAUUCUGCUCAUGGCCCUCGCGGAAGCCCUCCGGGUUGGGCCGUUGCAGAUUGUGUAUGCUGGAAAGCAUGAAUAUCCGGCUCCCGGGGAGGACGACUACGGUAUUGCCUACACGGUUGGAUAUAUUGUCAGCUGGUUGUACGUCUGCGUAUUCAUGAUCAUUUGGAUGCCGCUUUUCGAUUGGUGGGUUCCAAAAACCCUUCCUGCCUCUGACGACCCGUCCAAAUCCCCGAAAGCGACGAAAAUUAUCUGCCUGCUUAAGAAGCUCAAUAUGAUCCUUCUUCCCAUCUCCAUCGGCUUCUCAUGCUUCACGUAUGUCUGGUACUUGAUCCACACCUUCAUCUACGUCGACUCUCGCACCUGCGGCUCCACCAAAUUCCCGAAAAACACACGCAAAAACUGGGUCGUUCGUGCUUUCUUCCUUCUCGGUAUCGCCAUUACCACGAGCUUGGGAUAUGGAGCAUUCCAGACACUGGAGAAAUUGGACCUUGCACGGGUGAAGAAUAUUGAGUAUGCUUUGAUCGUGGUGCCCGUGCAAAUCAACCUUGGCAUCCUUUUGGGGACGGUCAUGCAGUUCCGCAUGGAAAAGAGACUUGCCCGUAGACAGGCGUUGAAGUUGCAGGCGGCGAAAGUCGAGGACGGCGUUGUCGAGGAAAAGGCAGCCCUGCUCGAGGUCUAA
This is a messenger RNA of Fonsecaea multimorphosa CBS 102226, 840 nucleotides long. RefSeq lists its product as uncharacterized. Lineage: Eukaryota; Fungi; Ascomycota; Eurotiomycetes; Chaetothyriales; Herpotrichiellaceae. Bases 1 to 840 code for a protein of 279 amino acids. The record is from RefSeq and is a predicted model, not a curated record. The transcript has 3 exons.